AUGGCAGCGUGCCCGAAGACCCGCCGUGGUCGCUCGCUCACCCGUGGCUCGCCCCGGUUCAAGGAAAUAAUGGACAGAAUCUAUAAAAACGUCAUGAGUAAAGUUCAAGAGAUGAACUACAUUCAGAGAACUCUGUUCAAGAUAGGCUACGACUACAAACUAGAACAAAUCAAGCGGGGAUACGAUGCACCGCUGUGUAACGUACUGCUGUUCAAAAAAGUCAAGGCACUGCUGGGCGGGAACGUCCGCAUGAUGCUUUCUGGAGGAGCACCACUCUCGCCUCAGACACAGAGGUUCAUGAACAUCUGUUUUUGCUGUCCUGUUGGUCAAGGCUAUGGCCUAACAGAAACGUGUGGAGCUGGAACAAUUACAGAAGUUGCCGAUUACAGCACCGGCCGAGUCGGAGCUCCUCUGAUUUGUUGCGAAAUAAAACUGAGAGACUGGCAAGAAGGGGGCUAUACUAAUAAGGACAAGCCUAACCCUAGAGGAGAAAUUAUAAUUGGUGGCCCUAACGUCUCAAUGGGGUAUUUUAAAAACGAAGAGAAGACGACAGAAGAGUUCUCCGUUGAUGAGAACGGUCAGAGAUGGUUUUGUACAGGAGAUAUAGGAGAAUUCCAUCCGGAUGGGUGUCUGCAGAUCAUAGAUCGUAAGAAAGACUUGGUGAAGCUGCAGGCGGGAGAAUACGUAUCUCUGGGCAAAGUAGAGGCAGCACUCAAGAACUGUCCCUUGAUUGACAAUAUCUGUGCUUACGCCAAGAGCGACCAGUCUUACGUCAUCAGUUUUGUGGUCCCCAACCAGAAGAAGCUGACGGCGUUAGCUGAGCAGAAGGGCAUCAGCGGCACCUGGGUGGACAUUUGUAACGACGCUACGAUGGAAGCUGAAAUACUGCGGGAGAUCAAGGAGGUGGCAAACAAGAUGAAGUUAGAAAGGUUUGAAAUACCCAUCAAAGUACGUUUAAGCCCUGACCCGUGGACCCCAGAGACCGGGUUAGUAACAGAUGCUUUCAAGCUGAAAAGGAAAGAACUGAAAAACCAUUACCUCAACGACAUUGAACGAAUGUACGGAGGCAAAUAA
Molecule: messenger RNA, 1074 nt
Organism: Eurypyga helias (sunbittern)
Lineage: Eukaryota; Metazoa; Chordata; Aves; Eurypygiformes; Eurypygidae
Product: long-chain-fatty-acid--CoA ligase 4-like
Exons: 8
Coding region: 1-1074 (357 amino acids)
Biological process (GO): long-chain fatty-acyl-CoA metabolic process; neuron differentiation; long-chain fatty acid metabolic process
Cellular component (GO): lipid droplet; plasma membrane; endoplasmic reticulum
Molecular function (GO): arachidonate-CoA ligase activity
Source: RefSeq, a predicted model, not a curated record